Sycon ciliatum is the source of this 5558-nucleotide messenger RNA. Its product is annotated as E3 ubiquitin-protein ligase rnf213-alpha-like. The record is from RefSeq and is a predicted model, not a curated record. NCBI's taxonomy places the organism in Eukaryota, Metazoa, Porifera, Calcarea, Leucosolenida, Sycettidae. Gene Ontology annotation, molecular function: ubiquitin-protein transferase activity; ATP hydrolysis activity.
UGGUCAUGUCCGUCGAGAGCACCAGCACCACUUUAAAGCUCAAUGUGAGAAAUUCUUCAUGGACCUCGUCUCAUCGCUAUGUUCUCCAUCAACAGUGGUAACCUCUCGCAUGCUCCUGAAGACGAGCUGUUGGAGCUGCUCCUUGAAAUGGUCAGCAGGAAAAACUCUAUCCGUCACCCAACACCAUUUGCUGAGGAGGACGGCGGUGAUCAACCACCUGUCAUCCGAUCUUUCCUCCUACAGUUGCUUCUCCGACACAGCGAACACCAGGUGAACGACCAUAUUCGGCAUUACCUGGAAGCCGCUCAGGACAUUUCUGAAGACCCCGUGUACAAUGACGAUCUGUGCUGGUUGUUUGUGCAUUGUCUGGAGGAUGCACUGUACAGUCACUGUGCUGACAUGAAGGAGAAGCACGGAGAGCCCAAGGCCGUACAGAUGGUGAUCCAGUCCAUUGACCGGGCACGCGUCACCCUCAACGACGUCAGCUGGCACCAGCAACCGGCCGCUAACGUCAACGUUCUGGAAGCGGUGUCGGGAAUCCGCUUCGGAUUAUCCUACGCUGCCGAGCACAUCUGCCCGAUGAUCCGAAACUGAUGUCACCCGGACAACAACAACAACAGCAGCAGCAGCAGCAGCAGGCGGAAGACCGCGACAGUGCACACGCGGGUGGCCGCAAGCUGCGCAUCGCCGUCGACAACCUGAUCCACGCCGUCCAGGGACUGUGCAAUGACAGCGACGACACGGCCAGCACCAUACGCAUUUUCCUCAUCAAGCAGAUCGUGCGGCGCAUCGGCCUGGAUACGUUCCGCGAGGCAAUGGACAACGACGCUACCAAGCCGGAGUUUGGCUGGAUCAUGCCCGACAAGCUGAGACCCGAGGCGGGAGAGGAGGCCGUGCCCGAUCGCUUCAUCGUCCACGGCGACGCGUACGUGAAGACACGUGAGGCGACCGCCGGUGUGGCUCUCAACACCGACAUAGCGCAGCUAACCACAGCCGUAGCGUGUAGCUCUCGUGUGAAACGAAUCUACGCCGUCGAGCUGGUGCUCGCUCUCUACCGCGAGGUAACCAUGUGCCACGCCGAGUCUGAGGACAGCCAUCCGCAGCUUCCCAACGCCACGCAGAAACUACAUGAGUUCAUCCAGCAGACGGACCUGCUGAGCCGCGGCGGUAAGGAGCUGGCGGCGUUGCUCAUCGACAACACACAGGGUGCCGGCUUGCAAGCCAUGCGAGUGCAGCCAGCACAGAGCGGCAACGUACGCUCCGUGUCGGCCCUGGUCGUGCACUUUGUCACCGUCCUGCAGGAGUGCUCGCAGCGCAAUCGCGUCCUGGAGGUGUUCCACCGCCUUGCGUUCGACCCCGCCGCCAUGCGCGCCGCCUUCCUGCCCACAAUGCCCGAGGACCACCUGCAGGAGGCGCGAGCCGCCAUUGGGGGAGCGUGGUACGAGUGCCCCAACGGCCACCCGUACUACAUCUCCGAGUGCGGCCAACCCAUGCAGGACUACACUUGUCCGGAUUGCGGGCAGCGUAUCGGCGGCGGUCAGCAUCGUCUCAUCAACACAAAACCGACAGGCACGCACGGUGACGCUACGCAGGCUGGUCACCUGCUGGGACAGGCACAGGGACGCAGCACGGCCGCGGUGCCCGAACGCGAGCUGGGCCCGGCCAUGACGGUGCUCACGCGCCUCCUCAUGCACCUGGCCCUGGUGUGGAGCGCGUCGUGCAGCACUCCGCAGCAGCUGGCCUCGCUCGGCGAGAUGUGCAAGCCAGGAGUACCUGCACAGCAUGUGGCCGAGUUCUUCUGGGCACACCUGGACGUGGACAUCCGCUGCUUUGCGCAGGCCAUCGGCAAAGGACUCGAUCAGACGCUGCUGGCGCUGCACUUCUUCUGCGCGCAGAUCUGCAAAGAGUGCAAGUCGAACCAGGCCGGCAAUCUGGACUUUGCUCUCUCGUCGCGCAUUGCACGCAGAAACUGGGAGCGUGCCUUCCACCAAGACUUCCUGGCCGCCUUCCAGAAGGCCAUGGAGGAGGGCGUGCGCGAUGGAAUGCAGCGGCUGACCGGUGACCAUCGCCUAGGUAACGAUAAGCUGAUGAAGUCCGUGUUCGAGGUGGACUCGGCCACGCCCGUACUGGUGCUGGCCGCGCACGAGCGCCACCUAACGCCGCGUCUCUGGCGCUACCGCGUGCGUCCGAGCAUCGACGGCCUGGCCGUGCAGCUGGUGUCGCGCAAGGACGAGUUCCCGCUGCUGCACGCCUUCCUGGAACAUGAGCACCAGCUCAAGGCUCUGCAGCACCUGCCCGAGAUCGUACAGCUGCAGCGGCAACUCAUCGACCGCUUCAGCCGUCGCAUCAACCGCCAGUCGGCCAAGGAGAACACCAUCAAGACAUACAUAAAGGAGCUGGGCGAGGUAGAGCGAGAGCGCGCUGGUGAGAUGAUUGCGGCCUACGAAGACGCAUGGAUGCUGGUGCGUGAGCCAUUGUACAACCACGGUCGCUUGAAGCCGUCCGAGGAUUGUCGCUACGAUCGCAUUCACCGGAAAUCGCCGCUCGAGUUCAUCCUGCCCACGACGGAGGGAUUCGGCCGCAACCCCACCGGACUGGUAGACUUCCUUGUGAUGACGCACAACGAGUUCAUCGAGCGCUGCGCCCACAUCCGCGGCGUUCCCGUGCGCGAGCUGCCGCGCGUGCUCCUCUCCGAGGCCACGCACGCCCAGCUGGUGUCCUACGACACCGGGCAGCACCUGAUGCCGCUGAUCCUGGCCCACUGUCACUACACGCUGGAGGCCGGUCAGGGCCUGGACGUGCAGUACGACUGGGCAGCGCUGGAGCGACAGCUCGAGCAGCGCUUCGUCAUCGGCCGCCCGCUGAUCGAGCCGCAGGAGGUGCGCCUGGUGUACAGCGAGGACGUGCACAACACCACGCAGAUGCAGGCGCUGCGCGGACGCAUUCCGCAGACCGAGCUGACGCGCUCCGUUCGUCAGCAGGUGGCCGCUGAACUGGUGGACGUCACGGAUGUCUGCACGGUUCUCAACGGCCUGGAGAUCUGCAUCGGCUUCCUGAUGGCGUCUGGCGGUGAGAGCAGCAUGCUACUGGCCACCUAUAUGGAGGACGUGCUCAAGAUGAACCCCGAGCACGCGCUGAUCAGCCGCAAGCUGCGCCGCGCCUGCCAGCUGCAUCACAUCCUGUCGGCGUGGCGACUGAUGAUGGUGCAGCGCACGCACAAGCUCCUAGAGCUUAAGCAGGACGCGUUUGAGCUGGUAAUGGUCAUCUUCACCAACCCAAUGGAUGACGGAGACCUACUGGACGAGCUCAACGAGUGGCUGAACAAGCCACAGCGCCGCACACAGCAGUGGCGUGACCUGUUUGUCGCCCAGCUGCUGGAGUUCAUCAUGAUUGAGCUGAGCGAGCGUCACGCCGAGCGUAACGUCAAGUGGGCCGACUACCCGCUGUGCGAUGCUCUGCUUGACACCGGCAUUGUGGUUGCCAUGGGAGACGGAGACGGCGACGGUGGUACCGAGCAAUUGGAGGGGUUCCCAGAGCUGAUCGAGUGUCGCCAUGCUGUGGCCGUGUGGCAGGUGUGCGCAGGAAUCGGCGGUGCGUCUGCCGCCGCCUCAAACUCCUCCGUGACUGGCGGUACGGGUGCUAACGCCAGGCGUAUGUUCUAAAUGUGACGACCGCCUCUUCCGGGUCAGCCGCCUCUCCUGGUCAACCGCCUCUCCCGGGCCAACCGCUUAUGAUGAACGGUUUUGGGCUCGCAUGCUUUCUGCUGUAGGUGUUUGCUACUUCGAGUUCAGUGCAGUGCGGUGUCGAGUGCCACGUUAGAACCUGCAACCAUACCUGAAAUAAUAAUGAUGUGUUUGUGUUGUAUGUGUCCGCAUGGGACGUCCGUAUCAUGUGAUAAUGUUUCUUGUACUAAAUUAACUCUGCAUUGACUGUACUGAAAAGGUUCCUCCAGUCAUGUGAUCUGCAGUCAUGUGACCUGCGGUGUGAUCAGUCACGUGACCUGCAGUGUGAUCAGUCAUGUGACCUGCAAGGUGACCAGUCACGUGACCUGCAGUCAUGAAACCUGCGACCCAUGUGAUCUGCAGUCACGUGACCUACCGGAUGUGUUGUAUUAUCAACAGUGCACGUUGCUUAUGAUCAUGUGGUGUGUGGGUGUUAUUUGCCCAUGUGAUCAUGUGGUGUGUGUGUUAUUUGCCCAUGUGAUCAUGUGGUGUGUGUGUGUUAUUUGCCCAUGUGUAAAUAAUAGUAUUAUUGUGACAUGUUUUUAAUUUAUCUCCUCAUAUAUACCAUGAUGUAUGUAUGUGGCGCCGAACACAUCGCUGCACAAGCUUCCCUUGCAGCCGUGCUGCUGCUGCUUAGCAUUCAGCCAGUAGCCACAGACAAGCGGAGGACAUAGCACUCGUGACACGCAUGCGCACACGCACACGCAUGCGUAUGCUUAAGCUGACUACCCGCGCUGAGUGCUGUAUGGUGUUGCUGCUGCCAUUGCUUCUGCCACUGUUGCUGCCAGUGGUGGGUAGCAGUGGUGGUCGUUGUUGUUCAAGAAGUAUGCAGAGUUGCUGCUGCUGCUGCUACUGCAAUAAACCCAUUAUUCUGUCGGCGUGUAUGACUGGCCUUCCGUCGCCGCUGUUGCUGCUGCUGCUGUGUGCAAGUGUGCAGUCAUCUCGCCAAUCUGCCAGCGUCUGGCGCUUCGCUGCAUAUCCUCGUUUACCUGGUCUCCUGUCGUUAUUUCUCUCCCCGUAUCAUUAAUGUGCAUCUCCAUGUGUUGUUGGAAUGUGCGUGUGUGUGUGUGUGUGUGUGUGUGUGUGUGUGUACCCGGUUCGUCAACGCAUGUUUACCCAUCUCGACUGGCUCGCGAUCAUUCCCUUAGUGUUCAUGACUGACUGCAUCGCACAGGACACCAUUGAAGUUCUGCUGCUACUGUUGUGUCAGACAGCCAUGCAUUCCAUACUGCUUUUCCUAUCUCUUUCUCACUGCACACGUUUUACGGUCAUGCAUGUAUCACAUUUCUCGUGCCAAUUCUCGAUAUGCAUGGCAUGUGCAAGAAAGUAGAAAUGUCACUUUGCAUUUGCAACGUUUUUUUGCAUGUUAGCUUUGCUGUUGCAUUCCCCCUGUUUAGUCAUGAUCUGUUUGGCAGUCUUGCUGUUGCUCAAUUGCGUGUGUGCAUCUGCGCCUGCGUAAUCCAAGCCACUUCUAAUUCGUGCAUAGCUUGUGUCUUCCCCGUGGCGCUCUCACUUUUCUCGUUGCACCUCUAGUAGAUUCUCUGCACUCAUAUUCACCGCUUUUACCAAGAGUACAUAACCACUGAUAAUGUACUCUUGCUUUUACUUGUGUACUCUUUUCGUUGUUCAUUUGUAAGGCUAUCUCUUUGAUAGUCGAGUGGCAUGGCAAGCUAGAUUUCUGAUGCUGUUGGCAUUUUAUCUUCUUUUUUCUUUCUUUCUUUUUUCCUUUAUUAAAAAGCUAUUUUGAGUGCUGGUCACUGCAAAGAGCGGCGGUUUGAUUUUGAUUUUCUAACAUGAAUUCAUGAUGAUGAACUUCACAAGCUUUCCGACUUUUAA